Molecule: messenger RNA, 1662 nt
Organism: Ictalurus furcatus (blue catfish)
Lineage: Eukaryota; Metazoa; Chordata; Actinopteri; Siluriformes; Ictaluridae
Product: TBC1 domain family member 10A-like
Exons: 2
Coding region: 879-1289 (136 amino acids)
Source: RefSeq, a predicted model, not a curated record
AGGGCAAUGCUCCAUUCAGCUAAAAUGGAUCAUGAACAGAUCAAGAAACUGACAUUCAACGGAUGGAAGGCUCAUGGCGGUUAUUGAAAAGAAGGGUGGCUACAUUCAUCACUGAAUAGCUUUGAAGGGCCAAAAUAGUUCAUUGUUAGUUCAUUGAAUAACUUCCUGAGAAAUUACAUUUUUUCUUAGUUAAACCUUCUAUUUUGUUGGGAAAGAAACAUUUAGGAUCAACUGAGACCACUGUAUUUGUUCACCAAUCAAAUUAAGCUGAGAAGUACCAUUUGCCAAGUGUUUGGUUUCUUUUUUCUUUUUACAGGCCUAGUUAAAUAAAUUGGAACAUAGAAGUACAGUAGAAACGAGAAACCGGACUGAAUGAACGUUUUUAAAACGGCUAUAGUUGUGUAUCCGUGGAUUGCAGGUGUGAAAAAGUGACAAACUGGAAUCUGACUGAAGCGAAUGUAGUUCAGUUCAGUCUGAAGUUGUAGAGGAAACAUUCACACUCGGUAAUUUAGUUUUGUAAUGCCACACAGAUCAUAAGGUCUGUUAGAAAUUAUAUAUCGGAGCUACAAACCCCACCCUGCUCCGCUGUACGAGGCGACUCAACACUGCCAUCUUGUGUUUGUGUGUAUGUGUUGCUGUGUUCAUGAGGCAGUUUUGCUUAGUUUUUUCUUUAAGGUUUAAUGUUCUAUAUUAUUGUGAGUGUGUGUUUAUGUAUUUUAGUGUGAGCUGUAGUUUUGUUUUGUAAUUUUACGUGUUUUAUUUCUUCCUCCCUGAUUUCUGCACUGCACAGUGUAUUGUUAGAAACAGGGCUUCUCUGUGUAAGAGAACAGUUGUUUUGUGUUUUUAACAGCAAGUUAUAGUGCUUAUUGUGAACCGUCAUGUGUGCAGGAGGCGGUUCAGCUGGACGGAGAGAUCCUGCAUGCGCUGUGCAGCGAGUGUGUCCUGUGGCGUAUCGGCACCUGGACAAGCACAAGAUCGAGCCGGUGCUCUACAUGAUGGAGUGGUUCAUGUGUGCCUUCUCCAGAACUCUGCCCUGGGCCUCAGUCCUCCGAGUGUGGGACAUGUUCCUGUGUGACGGAGUGAAAAUUAUAUUCCGUGUGGGCUUGGUGUUGUUGACGUCCAUGCUGGGUACUCGGGAUAAGCUCAAGGCCUGUCCGGGUCAGUAUGAGACCAUGGAGGUCCUCAGAGCGAUUGAGCCCAGAUACAUGACAGGAGGGCUUCUUAGUGCUCCAGGUAACACAACAGAGAGAAGGAGGAGGAGUAUGAUGAUGGGUCUCUCACUACGGUAACAUUUCCUGUCAUUACUGUAACUAUGCGAGUCCAUGCCAUGGUGAUCAAGCAUGUUUUAUCCAUCAUCACCUUCGUAUUUCUACAAAAUUAGCGUUCAUAAAUAUUUAUCAUCGUCUUUUACAUGACGUUGUAAUGAAGCCCAUUCUAACACAUUAAGUACAGUAGAAUGACAUUCUAUUCCAGUACGUUUUUUUGACUGUUGAUUUUUGCUGUAGGUUCUGGAGUUGCAGGUAUCGGCACAGGACGUGUGCAUUGUAGUGCGUUGUACCUGUCGUGGAAAUUAGACAACACUCACAGACUCAUCCUCUGAAGGUAAAAAGGUUUAUUACAGAAAGAUGGUUAAUACAGGAUAGAAUAAAGCAGGACAGAAUA